Seriola aureovittata is the source of this 1494-nucleotide messenger RNA. It is a transcript of the gene nmnat1, whose product is annotated as nicotinamide nucleotide adenylyltransferase 1. The coding region runs from base 92 to 916 and encodes 274 amino acids. The transcript is spliced from 5 exons. Gene Ontology annotation, biological process: NAD+ biosynthetic process. Gene Ontology annotation, molecular function: nicotinamide-nucleotide adenylyltransferase activity; nicotinate-nucleotide adenylyltransferase activity. Lineage: Eukaryota; Metazoa; Chordata; Actinopteri; Carangiformes; Carangidae. The record is from RefSeq and is a predicted model, not a curated record.
UACCGUCCAUACUACCGGAAGCACAUUACAGAGCAGCUGACCGCCGCUAAUUCUCACGGUAGUCCAUGUAUUCCCAGCUCCACUGGGAGGCAUGGAAGCUCACAAUAUAACCUCAUUGGUCCUGCUGGCUUGCGGCUCAUUCAACCCCAUCACCAACAUGCACCUGAGGAUGUUUGAACUGGCUCGAGAUCAUCUGGAAGACACAGGUCAGUACAGGGUGGUGAAAGGCAUCAUCUCUCCAGUGGGUGAUGGCUAUAAAAAGAAGGGUUUGAUUGAGGCCAGCCACCGUCUGGAGAUGGCCAGAUUGGCAACAGAGAACUCAGACUGGAUCACAGUAGAUUCCUGGGAGUGCUUGCAGCCUGAGUGGGUGGAGACAGCUAAAGUUGUUCGGCAUCACCAUGAGGAACUGCUUUCAGCAGCACGGAACAACGAUGAUGUGGACACAGUCAAGCACACCAAAAAGAGGCGCAUAGAUGAGAAUUAUUUUGGAGCUUCAUCUCAUCAGAAAAGGAGAGACGGCCCUCAGCUGAUGUUACUGUGUGGGGCUGAUGUCCUGGAGUCUUUCGGGAUCCCCAAUAUGUGGAAGCAGGAGGAUAUCGCUGAGAUUGUGGGCCGCUACGGUUUGGUUUGCAUCACCCGCAGUGGCAGUGACCCCAACAAGUUCAUCCACCAAUCAGACAUGCUGUGGAAGUAUCGCAAAAACAUCCACAUGGUCCAUGAGUGGGUGGCCAAUGAUGUCUCAGCCACUCACGUGCGCCGGGCGCUUCGCCGAGGCCAGAGCGUCAGGUAUCUCCUGCCAGACCCUGUGGUUCACUACAUUCAAGAGUGCGACCUCUACAGUGCUGAGAGCGAGCAGAAAAAUGCUGAUGUGGUUCUAGCACCCCUUCAGAGAUGCACUGAUGCCUCCUCGAGCUAAGGGCUUUACUGCUGCAGCUGCAAAACAGAAGUGUGAGCUGUCUACACUAAGUGCUGGACGCUUACUGUGAAUUUAAAACAAAUCUGACAGUUUAUUUAUGCUUCCACCAGUGCCUACUCUACACAGUAGUCUCUUCUAAUGGUGUGUGUGAGGAGAAGCGUUCAUUCAUUUUCCUGAGUGAAGUGAUUUAGUUACUGCAAUAAAGUAAUUUGUUGUGUGUGGAAAAAUACAAAAGUCAAGAACUAAAUAAUUUAGUAGCAGUUUAAAGGGCUUGGAACUCAUCUUAAUGUCAUAUAAAUCUGGUGUAUGGUUAAUGAACCAGGGAUUGACAAUUUUGCAUGAAACAUUUUACAUUUAUUAUAUUUGGAGUUACAAGAAAUAAGAUCAGGAACAAAUACAUUUUAUUCUUUUUACUUGCUGUACCACGUUUCCCCCCAGGUGCUUCAGUACACUCCUCUCGACUCAUCACGUGUUUUGUACCUAGAGCAGGAUAUUUUAAAAAUGAAGAGUAGGCUAUGGGCUUUAAAAUUGUAUGUUGUGCUGCAGAUUUUAAAUGAAAUAAACACCCCUCUUUGGUU